Exophiala xenobiotica is the source of this 1152-nucleotide messenger RNA. RefSeq lists its product as uncharacterized. NCBI's taxonomy places the organism in Eukaryota, Fungi, Ascomycota, Eurotiomycetes, Chaetothyriales, Herpotrichiellaceae. The transcript is spliced from 3 exons. Gene Ontology annotation, biological process: 'de novo' protein folding. The record is from RefSeq and is a predicted model, not a curated record. Gene Ontology annotation, cellular component: endoplasmic reticulum membrane; endoplasmic reticulum. Bases 94 to 870 code for a protein of 258 amino acids.
AUCAGGGUGAGAGAGGGUCAGAUUGAAACAACACGCAAACUGCGAUUUUCUGUCACUACUCUUCCCCUUUACACCUCACGUACUAGACAUGCAAUGAUGAUCCUUUCAAUACAGCCUGCUUUGGUCCUUUCGUUCGCUUUUGCAGCCUCUUUAGUCAGGGCGCAGUACGAUGCCGCCCUCGUGGGAACAUGGACGACAAAGUCCAAAAAAGUCAUGACUGGGCCUGGCUUCUACGACCCUGUCAAUGAUAACUUGAUCGAACCCGAACUCGCAGGAAUCUCCUACUCCUUCACCAGCGAUGGAUACUAUGAAGAAGCUUACUACCGCGCCAUUUCAAACCCAACAACGCCACACUGUCCCUCGGCCAUCAUGCAAUGGCAGCAUGGCACCUACUCACUCCCAGGCAACGGCAGUCUUGUCCUGACUCCCAUCGGUGUCGACGGCCGCCAACUCACCUCCUCCCCCUGCUCCUACGACAACGCAAUUUACAUCCGCUACGAACAGCCCGAGUUGAUGAAGUCUUACGAGGUCCUGACAGACCCUUUCCACAACGUGCCGCGCCUGAACCUGUAUAAAUUUGACGGUUCGCCCAUCCAGCCCAUGUACCUGGCCGCAUCGCCGCCGCAGAUGCUGCCUACACAAACACUCAAUCCGACGAGUGUGCCAAGUGCGACAGGGAAGCGCCGUGUCAAGAGGACGGACGGAGGAGAUGGGGAUAGUGAUCAGGAAAGGCUCGGGCCGCUGAACAAGAACACCGUCAAGACGAAGGUUCCGAGCAAGGAGUCGUAUAAUCCGGAUCAUUGGUGGUGGGCUGGUGUUGGUUUGACGGCAUUAGGGACAGUCAUGUAUAUGAUGCCGACUUCUUUGUAAACUGGCUGAGUCGGCUGGGAGCUGAUCGAAAAGAGCCAAUGUAUCAAGAUUCAGCAAGCGUUUGUUUUAUGUUUUUGGCAUGGCAUGACCAUCUUGCCUUCGGGAUCAUUUCGACAGAAGAAAGUUUCCGUCAGUCGACAUGGCAUGCACCAGGACUGGAGUCUUUCACGGCGUUGGGUGUGUUUGGCACAGUGCCGCACUCAGAAGGAGUAAUGACGACGAAAAUGUUUAGGUAUAGAAGAAUCGCGUAGCAGACAAAAUGAUCAUUCUAAACAAGUCAAG